CGAGAGUACAGGACAAUUUCUCUCGUUCGUGAGGGAAAAAGCGGGUAGAUCGAUAGGCCAGCUGGUGGUGCGUGUUCGCGGCCGUUUUCGCAGCCAGUCAGUGUGACCCGCGCGGGGUGCGGCCCCCAGGAUGGUGAAGGCACCGAGCGUGGCACCCACCGGUACUCCGGCGGGUGUCAGGAGGAUUCAUCCCGGCCCCGAGAUCGCUAUGAACCCGAGGAAUCUGCCCACGGCCUCCGCGAGCAUGCCGCCUGCUAUGCGGGGAGAUGCCAACGCUGUCGGCAGAACGACACCCGUUUAUCAUCCCCAGGUGGACGUCUCGACGCAGGUAGACCUCCACAGCGGCUUCGGCGGUCCCGGCGUCAUGGACUCGUGGGAUCGUCGCGCGACGCCGUUGUACUCGCGCGAGGACAUCAAGGAGCAGUACUGCAUCACCAGCCGGCAGCUGGACGCCGUUGAGAAGUCCGGCGGCGGUUUCUUCGGAUGCCUGUCCACGAGGGGACCGUCGCCGUGCAGCUCCACCAGGAACUCCAUCCUGUCGGCGUGCGUGCGUAGCGUCCCGAGCGACGAGAACCUCUGCGACGCGCCCUAUCCCCGAAGACCCCUUCAGAUCAUGUACCGUCAGCCUUAUCCGACCUAUUCUCGCGGUCUGUCGCGGUACGACCUUGAAGAGGAGGCGGACUGGAUCGAGAGUUCCUACUUUAGACGGCGCCCAAGAUCGUUUUGCACCGUGCCCGAUCCGAAGAGAUACACUUGGGUGCCGGAGGACGAGGAAUCCAUGAAGUUGGAAGGUCCGCGGCCAGUGUUACCACCGAUACCUCCUCCACCCGCUUCCGUGACAACGAUGCAAAUAACGCAAGCUCCGAAGGCGAAACACGUGAGCUUCGCGAGAUCGCACACGCUCACGUCGUUCGAAGUCCCGAGGAACAUAAGCCCGCCGAGGCCACAUAAUCCGGAACGACUUAUAGACUCGCAGCCGACUAUGCAGAAUGUGAUACUGCCAUCGUCCUUGCCCUUAACGCAUCCUUAUCCUGGCGUUGAGCCACGUGUUCUUGUACUCGAGAAACCACCCAAACGCGGUGCCAUGAAGACUCAGGCGACGCAGACCGAGCUUCCGCCGAUGUUCCGCGGUCGUAUACUUCCGGUGACUCUCAGUCCCAGAACCAUCCAUCGUGUCAAGAUGGUUUCGCAGGGUGCUCAAACGAACGGUGUUUUCAACGGUAGAAAAUUGACCAAAAGUUACUCGGAAGCUGGACAAUUAGGGACGCCUCUUGGUAGCCAGGGUGCGCCGGCGAAAGAAGAAAGUGAGCACGAGCCGCUUCACAGGACUCAAAGUGAAGAGCCACCGAGGUCACCUUUUCUUAUUUCAACAACACCACCGCCAAUUCCUUCUGUCACCACUGUCGUUGUUGAAGAGACCUUGCCAAAUGGAGAUAUCGCGCUUGUUCCUAUUGGCAUUUGUCAUCAACAUCAUCGUAAAUCUCUCGAUAUAGACGAUCAGGAGAUUUUUAUAAAUUUCAAACCGGCGCCGGUGUCGCCAGACGCUCGGGCGCUUCUCAGCCGGAUCUCUGAGCCCACCCGUCGAUUCCUUCCUCUCCAGAAGACCUUCUCCGAUGGGGAAAUCCGUGUCGAGAGACGCGAGCUCAUUGGCGAAAGUAGCGAGCCGAGUUAUCCUCACACGUGCAGAAGGAAUCAGCAGGAUCCUUGGGGCAGAACUGUCAGAGCACCCGUCCAAUUUUCCUCGACACCCGAGGAUCUGUCCUUAUUACGAAGUCUCUCGCCUCCCGAGGAUAAUCACGAAGAGGAGUUCCAUGAAAAUCUAAUACGCCGCGGUCUCUUCCGGAAAAGAAGCGUAUCCCUUGAGGAUGGUGUACAAGGUUUGUCGUCAGACGACUUUAUGCUUCCUAGGUCACUUCCGACCUCACCUACGUCGCCAACCGCAGCAGCAACAACGCGAAGAAUCUCGCAAACCCCGAAGGACGAUUCGUUGCCCACCUGCGCCUUACUACACACCGCGGUCUAUCCGCCCACUUAUAGUACCGGGACCGGCAUCACCGGUGCCAACAUCAUCGGCCAGGUGACUUCACCGUUCGCCUCGAGUGACUCUUUAACGAAUGACGUGACCAGGGACCACAGCGACGGAAUAUGGAACGAGUCGCAGGCGACGGUUCUCCAAGCUGACUCGUUAGCUCUCCUGACGCCAUCCUCGAGGAGGCGACAUCUCCUGCUUUUGCAACAUCAGCAACGUUCCUCGAUGGACACCGAGGCUCUGGACGUGGAAGACGAGCUGGAGCCUUGCCCGCCGAGUCCGAGAAUACGUCUGGAACCGGCCACUCCGGUGCAACCUCUCACACCAAGACGUUCUUACAGAAUACAAGAUCUGUUACCAGUACAGUUUCAACAAAUUUACUACAAUGAUGUAUCCACAGCACAUUUUUAUGCGUACGAUAUUAUCGAAUCGUCUAUUUCUAACGGCCGACCGAGAAGUGGAUUACGCCGCGCGAGUCCAUGUCCGCCGUUGUCGCAGCCGCAGUCGCAGUCGUCGAGCGAGUUUGGUCUGAGCCUGGCGAGGACCGACUCGGGCGGACGCACAAACACCGACAUCUCCGAGACCUCCGAGGAUUACGUCACUGCCAAUACUUCUACGGAAACUGGGACCACUACAGGCACGUCCGCCACGACCAGUUCCUGGUCGCGGCCACCGCAGACGUCCAGCGCCGCGGCGUCGGCGCCCGCUUCGACCACCGCGACCGCCGCGGAGGGCAGCUCCUUCGAAAGCGCGAGCUCGAUUUACAGCCUGGCGAGGAGCGAGGCCGUUAUCGAAGAACCGUGUAGUCCGCCGCCAAUUUUAGAGGAAAUUCCAUUUGGAUUAGAACUACCUCCACCGACAAUGAGGUCUAGCAGCAGCAGUAGUUCAGGUAGCUACGAUCUAAAAGACGCGAUGGUGGAUCCGAAUAACGAUUUAGAGCAAGUCGCUCCACGCAGCGGGCAUACCUCAGAAACUGAAUUAGAUCGAGAUAUUUAUUGCUUCACUUCGAAGGAGGGUCAUCGAUCGUCGUCCGGAGGUUACGCCGAGUCGCCGCCUGACGUUCGUAUGUGGAGCGAAGAGGAACGCCGUCGAAAGAAGAAAACCUUCAGCUUGGACUUCCUCGGCGCGACGUCGAGCAACGUCGAACUGGAGCACGCCGCGGAGCCGGCGUAUCCGGAGAACGUCGAGGUCAGCCCGACGCCUAGCCAUCGUCACCGGUCGCGCAGCAAGCCAACGUUAACUCGGAGUCCUCAUCGAAAUAACAAAAAACGGGACGCCGUGCAACAGCCGGCGCAGCAGCAACAGCAACAAACGCUCAGAAGUCCGCAGAAGGAGGAAUGGAGGCUCGAGCAGACCGAGGACGGUCCGCACGCACUGACGUCCGACGAUUCGAGCUGCAGUCAUCAUUACCACAUGCACCAUCAUCACCAUCAUCACGCGCAUCGGGAGGGUGCGGAGAGCGGGAGGGUGCAUCGUCGGAUCAGGGAGAGUCCGAGAAGAAAGACCACCGGUUAUAUUUCCACGAGAAGACGCAGCACGACAGAGGAUAAGAACGCGGCGAUAACGGGCAGUUUACCGCGAAGGAAGUCCCGCGUCGCGGACGACAUAGUUUGCUCCAGUCGCCUGAGUCCUGGCCGUUAUCAGCGCAGUCCAGGGCAUAACGGUCAGCGAGCGCUCGUCAUAGAUGCACAAAGCCCGGAGGCGAGACUGAAAGCCAUGUCGGCGGAAUCGUUGAGGUCCGCCAGCCCGGGCAGCGACAGUGUCUUUUACAGCGAGAGCGCCGAUCAGGCCUGCAUCUCCAUCGCCGCUUUGGACGCCGCGCACUGUCACCAUUGUGGCAGAGAGGUGUCGGAAGAGAUCGUUCGACCACCGGCAGGUUUUGCGGACUCCCCAGAGGGACACAGAACAACUUCCAAGCACGUUACAGGACAUCGGUUGUACAAGAAGUUCGACAAGCGGUACAGAUCGGAAGAUCGAGGAGACCGUAGGCAUCGUCGCAGCAGCGCCGGUAGAUCGGAUAUUCGAGCCAAAUCGGAGGAAAGAGCCACCCAUCAACCCGGAAGCAGAGGUUCAAUCGACGACACGGGCAGGAGAAAGUUGCAAGCUCGAAGCACCGAUGCCAGUUUGGAAAUUCUUACAGGAAGAGAAGACGAGGAUACUUACGUGGAACCGUACUUAAGUAGCGAAUGGAUUUAUAUCGGAGAUCUCGAGGAGAGUCUCGUAUGGAAAAGACCUGACAGCAGAGAUGGUGACGACCUCGAGGAGAGCGUCCAUAAGAAGCGACGGGAUUCUCAAGAAUCUACGGAGAGCGAAAAGAAUUUUAAGAAGAGGUACGAGGUGGCCACGCAUAGAAUGGUACAUCGAAAGAGCAGCGGUGAAAUGUACAAGAGGAUACAAACGAAUCGUUUAAAAAGCGACAAGAGGGUAGUUGUGAAACGCGAAGCUGGCGGCGAGUUUGGAUUCCGCAUUCAUAGCUCGAAGCCGGUGGUGGUUUCCGCGAUCGAGCCAGACACGCCCGCGGAGAAUUCCGGCCUGGAGAUUGGCGACAUCAUCAUGUCGGUGUGCGGCAUGAACGUUCUGGACUUUACGCACUCGGAGAUCGUGAAACUGGCGCACACCGGCCCGGAUGUUCUGGAAUUAGAAGUCGCGAGAACGUGCAACGUGCUGGCGCCGCGUCUUGCUGAAAAGAAGGAGAGCACUGAAGAGGCACCACUCUGCUCGGGGUACUUGUGGAGGAAAUCCACGUCGAGCAUGGAAAAGUGGGUUCGACGAUGGUUCGCUCUACGCCGCGAUAACUGCCUGUAUUGCUAUAAGACUGACUCGGAUUCGCAACCGGUGGGAGCGGUGAUGCUCCUCAAGUACGAUGUGGAGCAGACGCCUGAAUUGAGAGUGCACGGUUUUGCGAUAAAGAAAAAGGGUGCUCCAACGUUACGGCUGGCGGCCGAUACCGAGGAAGCGGCAAAUCGAUGGAUUACGGUUAUACGCGAAGCUGUUGAGAGGAACAAUCAGAUUGACACUUGGUUGGACUCUUCGCUAAAAAUGAGAGAGAUGGCUGCAUGGACUAUUCCGAGGCCAGAUUGUUUCGGGUAUUUGUACAAACAGCAGGAUCACGCGCGGAAAACGUGCUCGCCCACCGGCUGGUCCAAACGAUAUUGCGUGCUGAAGGACGCCGCGCUAUAUUUCUACGAUGACGCCAACGCCGAGAAAGCGUUUGGCGUGGCGUGUCUGCACGGCUUCAGGGUGUGCAGCGCACCGCGGACUUCCGGCGGCAGGAAGCAUGCUUUUGAUUUGCAACCACCGGAUCCCACGCAGAGGAGCUAUGUCUUCGCUAGCGACUCAGAGAUGGAUAAGAAACGGUGGGUAGCCGCCCUCGAAUAUUCGAUUGAUCGAUGGAUAAAAAUAGGUUGAUGCGACAUAAUCCGCCCUACGACGAAUCCAACGAGUCGCAGUAGCGAAGAUCGUCCAAGGAAAUCCUCGUCCGUAUCCGUUUCCGGUUCCUAACACGUUGUGGAUUAUCCGCGACGAUCGCCGUUGUUACCUCGACGAUCACCACGCACACACACGCUCGUGGAUGUUUGCCAAGAUUCUUUCAUUUCAACAACAUUAUUACGUAUCUCAUCGUCAUGAUCAUCAUUGUAACUGCUGAUUAACAGUGACGUUACGUUAAAUUGUUCAAAUAAAAGUUAACGCUAAAACAAAAUAAGUGUAACUUGUGUUCCAUUUAGUGCGAUUGCCGUCGUUCACCGUGUCAUCGGAAUUGUUUAUCAGCAGUAAUGCAAUUCCAUCGAAGACCGUUUAAGUAGAAAGAUCGAUAUAAUCUUGAUGAGUUCAAUGCCAAUGGUGGAAAAGAAAUAUACUAGAUAUUUUAUGUCGGAUAUAUUUGCGUUCCUUUGUCACGAAUGAACACGGAGACCUCCGUGUUUCUGCACGAAAUCGGAACUCAUCAAAAUUAUCAUAUGAUUCGAAUUUCAGGAAUUCAAAUUUUUAGAUCACAUCGCACGUCAAGCUUUCCCAUUGAUCUCCUGUCCAUUGCACAUCCCAUUAUCAGUACAAUACUUUAAUUUUUUGAAUAUUUGAAUUUUAAUCAAAACGCGGUAGUAAAAUAAUGAAUGUUAACGAAACGAAAUCUUUGAAAGAAUUUUAAAUAUUAUAUUCUAAUAUAAUCGAUUCGCGGAGCGAUCUCUCUCGAAUAUAUCUCACAAGAAAAACGAAGACUCUCCGAGGGUUGUUGUCGCUGAAAUUCUAUACGCACAUAAAGAUAACUUUACGAGGAGAGUAUCUUUCGAGAAACGGGCGACAGAGCUCGUCGGAUCGAUUAACGGCGAAAAAAAAGCGAGGUAAUACGUUUUCGCCAGCCGCGUAAGACGCGUACGUGCAUGCGUAGCGGUAGUUACGCGUACGCGGCAUACCAUUGUGCAUAAUGGAAUUGCCAUUAACUAUAUAUACAUAUAUCGCUAUUCUUACCAACGCCAAUAUUUAUAACAAACGAAAAAAAAAAAAACACGGGGCUCGCCCUCGCGAAAACGAGAGGAACGAAAGGAUCGCGUGUGUGCGGGCGUGUCCCGAUUGUGUGUGAACACGGGCAAUUAUCUGUGCGAUAGAAACAGAAAAUCGAAGAUAUUGCGCGAUACCUGUCGAAAAUCGCGCGCGUAUUCUCGCGUGUAUAGGUAGUAGGAAAGUGUGCGAGGAGACCGGCGUGUAUACAUUUUAACGAGAAGAUAACCCUACGCUGGCACAUCAGGUUCAGACCGAUCCUGUUCGCUCUUACCGGUGUAUACUGGGUGUCUCUGAAUUAUCGGCACGCAUUUUAUGGAUAGAGAUCAGAUUAAUAAAAGAUUAUUGUUAUAUUCAGUUAUAUAUAUAUUUUGCAAUGACAUGAAAAUAUCGAGAAAAUUUUAUCUAUUUUGAAUAAGUCUUAUUUUGAAGGAAUUUUGAACAAAAAUUGAACCAAAAUAGAAAUGUUAAUUUUAUUUCAUGUUAGAAAUUUGGAAAUAUGCGAAAUAAUCUCUUAAUCUUUUUUAAAAAGUCGACUGCAAAUUUAAUCGAAUCAUUAAAACAUGUGCCGACGAUUUAGGGACAUUAACAUUUAAAAUCGUAACAUUUUUAAAAAACUUCUCAUUUUUUAACUUUCUUCGAAAUAACAUAGUACACAUACAAAAUUAUACGAACCCGGUUCCUUUUUUAAACAUGUUUUUAUUAGCGUGUAUUGUGUUUUAUUCGUGUAUUGACGAAGAAAAAUAUUGAAAAGAAGUUAACGUAAAAUGGCAGCGGGAUGACGGUGCGGGAUUCUCAAUGUGUCAAUUCCGCGUGUGCGAGAAAGGGAACGGUAGACGUAGGUUUAAGCGGGCGGGACGGAGCGCGCGCUAUCGUCGCGACGGUGUGGCGCUGAAUUUAAUAGCGUCUUCGAUGAGCGCGACCGCCGCAAACACGAAGAGGCAGCGAAGAGAAAAACAGGAAGAAGAUCCAGGCGCGAGGAACAAGGCACACCGUCGUUACGGAGUACAUUGUUUCACGGUCGGCGGCGUCGACCGGGGUGUGUUAGAGACCGACACGUUCAAAAUGAAAGCUUGUAUAAAUCGAAAGGGGAGCCUGGUCAACCGCUCAAAAUUUCAGAUAAUAAAAUGGAAAAUUUAAUACAA
Wasmannia auropunctata (little fire ant) is the source of this 7668-nucleotide messenger RNA. RefSeq lists its product as uncharacterized. The record is from RefSeq and is a predicted model, not a curated record. The transcript is spliced from 18 exons. The coding region runs from base 131 to 5437 and encodes 1768 amino acids. Gene Ontology annotation, molecular function: protein binding. Lineage: Eukaryota; Metazoa; Arthropoda; Insecta; Hymenoptera; Formicidae.